GCAUUGCACGUUGACGGCCCGGGUCUUUUUGUUCUGCGGAACUCCAAAUUGUAGCCCUGUGAGGAACUGGGGUUCUCUCCUUGGAGUUUCCGUCCCCUCCCCCCGACAAUUUAAAGUCGAGUUCGUGUCGGAAACAGUUUGUUCCGCACCAACCAACUGCCUGAGAUGUCGGUCACGGAGAUGUUCAGCAACAUCCAGGUUUUCCUGUGUGCGGAUCAGGACAUCCGAGAGGACAUUAGAAAAGUGGUCCAAGGCUUGGAACAGACGGCGAGGGAGAUUUUGACUGUACUUCAGAGUGUCCAUCAGCCGUCGGGCUUCAAAGAGAUUCCAAGCAAAUGCUUCAGAGCCCGAGAGCUCUUCUGCUUGGUGAGGAGUCAAAUCGGAGACCUGAAGACAAAGUUCCCCGUGGAGCAGUACUACAGGUUUCAUGAGCACUGGAGGUUCGUUCUACAGCGCGUGACGUUCCUGGCUGCGUUUGUGGUCUACCUGGAGAGUGAGACCUUGGUGACAAGAGAGGAGGUGGCUGAGAUACUUGGAAUUGAAGUGGAGAGGGAGAAGGGCUUUCAUCUAGAUGUUGAAGAUUAUCUGGCUGGCGUGCUCAUCAUGGCCAGUGAACUUUCCAGGCUAGCGGUGAACAGUGUGACAGCAGGGGACUACAGUCGGCCCCUUCGCAUCUCCAACUUCAUCAACGAGCUCGACUCCGGCUUCCGGCUGCUCAACUUGAAGAAUGACCCCCUGCGCAAGCGGUACGACGGCCUCAAGUACGACGUGAAAAAGAUCGAGGAGGUUGUGUACGACCUGUCCAUUCGGGGUCUGACCAAGGUGCCGGAGGCUGACAAAGACAAGUAGCUCCAGUGCUGUGGGAGGGCGGAGCACUGAUGGCACCGCCCCCUUUUCUCUAGGGUCAGGAGGGUGUGCAUUGGCUGAGACCGAUGAGUCUGCCAUGCUGGCAGCGAUGUGGGAGCUGGGAGGAGGCCAGCCACAGUGUCCUUUCCACACUGCUGCUCAACCGUUCUCACAAAAAAUGGUUUUAAAGGGCAGAUCUGGUUUAUUUUGUACUGGUGGGAUCUACAAAACAUCCUUGUACAACCAUACUGACGGGGACUGGUCUUUAUCUUGUACAGCUGCCAAAUUGUUGGGGUUUUUAAUUUUGUUUUGCUAUUUGUUACACUUCUUCACACACUUCAGUGGCAUGUACAAACAGCUCAGCCAUGCUCCUUGGGGCCUCACAUUAUUUUUCUCUUGAUAAUCUAUAAUUAUUAGGUAUUAUUUAGAUAGUAAGUUCACUUGCAAGUGAAUCGAUAAAGUUCAGAUUGAUCUGUUUUCAUUGUAUUGUAAGUAUUGCUCAAAUUAGUUCCCUGAAGACCAGUGUGAGAGAACCCUUCUCAGAACAGGGCCCAAAGAUUGACUUUUACUGUAUCCUUUGAUUAUGGAAGGGCGAUUGGCACGUCACUCAGAAGAGCAAUAAAAUGUCCCCGAAUAAUGAAAAUGUAAGAAGAAAUGUCUUGUACUAUCAUUAGUGCCAAAUCCCACCAACGUUCUUCAUGAGAUGGGAAUUGCUUUACGGAGAAGUUAUCGCAGAUGUACCAUGCUCUGUCACCACAAGAAGGUGCAGCUUUGGCCCAAAGUAUGGAGCAUGCAAGAAGCUUCACACCUUUCACAGCGAAAAGGAAAAUGAUUGUCUGAAUUCAUGCUAAUUAGAGUGGAAAGUUUGUGCCUUAUACUUUUGGCCAAGACUAGUUUUUGUUUUGAAACGUUUGUUUCUCACAGUGCACACAAGUGAAAUUAACACUUUCUGUGCCGUACUUGUGCAUCAAAAUCACUUUUGUAUGUACGCUAAAUCGGGGCGUAAACGCUGUGCUGUUCCUUCGGUGGAUUCCCAGCAGUUUGUUGCAUUUGACUUAAUUUGGUCUUUUCUCUUCAUAGAUGUUAAAGAAGCCUUUAGAGAAAAACUUUACCUGUUUAAAUCACACCGGGGCGUUGAGCGCAGAAGGAAAACCAUGGCUUUUUAAACUUUGUAAGGACUUGUCUGGUCUCUGCUGCAAGCAUUGUUUUCACAUGUGUUGUUCACAAGAACAUUUCUCUUAUUCGGCCUGUAAUUACUUUGCUCUUGUGUCUGAUUUCAUGCUCUUUAUUUUACAAGCAUUGCCAUUCUAUGCAACAUUGUGUAGAAGAAUGUCCAGUAAAAGAAGUUGUGGUCAUCUUUCACAAAUGUUUAUGGUCUGAUUUUAGUGGAUUUUUAAAUUAAAGAAGUACAUCUAGGUGUAAUGCUGUAUGUAUUGACCUGUUUUGGAAAGCAAUUAAUCUGUUUAUCAGUGUAUCUUUUUCCUCUUUUUAAGCUGUUUUUCCCAGCAGGCCACUGUGACUCAGGCCAAAGUGCAUCAGAUGUGAGCAGUGUUUUGUGUAGUAAUGGGCCAAACAUUUUUUUUCUUUUGAUUUCUAUACAUAGUUGAUUUUCAUAGUCUGCAAUUUUAGUGCACAAUUAUUUAGUCGAGGAGAAUCUGGAUGAUUAAAUCUGAAAUUUUAAAAAAAAAAAACCUAUAAUUAUAUAUUUUACAUUAUUUGGCUCAAUGUAAAAUAACUCCACCAAUGAACAUGUUUGAGGAACUGGUACUUUUGGUACUCUUGACCAUCCUGUACACAGAGGAAAAGGGGUAAGAAAAAUAUCAUCACAAGGACUUUGCAUGUUUAUAUCAUUCAAAUAUUACAGAAAAUGCCAGAGACAAUUAUCAUUUGGGUCUAUAAAUCUGGGCAUUUGCAGCUUUAAACCUUCCAAGUAUAAUUUGUUUCAAUGACCUGUGUCUUGUCAAUUUUGUGCAGUAUGCAGAGCAAUCGAUAAUUCCUGCAGUGUUCUGUCCACUGGAACAUGUUACACAGCAGGGGUGGUUCAGUGUGUAACACGACAAGAUUGGAGCUCAUUUCCAAUACGCAGCACGUCACUUCACUGACGGCAUGUACACGCUGCCUUCCUAAGCUUGGCCAUCAGUUACAUCCUGAAAGUACUUCUUGUGCUGCAUGUGUGUUGAAAACAGAGUUGAACAGACUUGUGUCCUCAUAUCGAUGCUGUCUGGUAAAAACAUGAGAAGCAAAAUAUUAUCUGAAAGUGGGUGAGGCUCCAUUUGGAGAAAGCUGCAUCCUUUCUGGUUUGCUUGUCAUUCCCACCUAUGUUCCAGGUGUAGUUCUUAUUACUGUGUUCUAUCGUACGUUUAUCCAAAAUUACAUUAGUACCUAAUUAGAAUUUUUCUAGAGUCCUGUUGUUAUGUGUAUUACCCUUUCUCAGUAUGGUUUUAGCACCCAAACUUAAAAUGAAUACUGAUUGCUGGACUUGAAAUGUUAUGGUACUGAGACAAAAAAAAUGCCAAAAAUCAGACUGGCUCUUUGUGUUAUGAAGGAUUACAAAUUUUGUAAAAGUGUAACACUUUCCAGUUCAUUUAUUUUCCUUCUGUAUUUGUUACGAACCUAUUUUGUAUAAUUCCACUUCGUGAGUAAACACAACCGGUAAACUGCAGUGAGGGCUGUUAAUUAACUGAGUGUG
Molecule: messenger RNA, 3535 nt
Organism: Scleropages formosus (Asian bonytongue)
Lineage: Eukaryota; Metazoa; Chordata; Actinopteri; Osteoglossiformes; Osteoglossidae
Gene: tsn
Product: translin
Exons: 6
Coding region: 166-849 (227 amino acids)
Biological process (GO): RNA metabolic process
Molecular function (GO): single-stranded DNA binding; sequence-specific DNA binding; RNA binding
Source: RefSeq, a predicted model, not a curated record